CCCCCCCCGCCCCCACCCACCCACCGUGUAUAAGGAGGAGCCCUACCCCCUCGCUUCCUCAUCCAAUCCAAUCCCCAAUCACCUCGGCGAAUUUCUCCGAGCGAUCGAAGAGAAGCCAAGGAGCCCUCUCCCCGUCCUCUCAAGAUGCAGAUCUUUGUUAAGACCCUCACCGGCAAGACCAUCACCCUCGAGGUUGAGUCCUCGGACACCAUUGACAACGUCAAGGCUAAGAUCCAGGACAAGGAAGGCAUUCCCCCGGACCAGCAGAGGCUCAUCUUUGCUGGAAAGCAGCUCGAGGAUGGCCGCACUCUCGCGGACUACAACAUCCAGAAGGAGUCCACCCUCCACCUGGUGCUCAGGCUCAGGGGAGGCAUGCAGAUCUUCGUCAAGACCCUUACUGGCAAGACCAUCACGCUUGAGGUCGAGUCUUCUGAUACCAUCGACAACGUGAAGGCUAAGAUCCAGGACAAGGAGGGCAUCCCCCCGGACCAGCAGCGCCUGAUCUUCGCUGGCAAGCAGCUGGAGGAUGGCCGCACCCUUGCUGACUACAACAUCCAGAAGGAGUCGACCCUCCACCUUGUGCUCAGGCUCAGGGGUGGAAUGCAGAUCUUCGUCAAGACCCUCACCGGCAAGACCAUCACUCUUGAGGUCGAGUCCUCGGACACGAUCGACCACGUGAAGGCCAAGAUCCAGGACAAGGAGGGCAUUCCCCCGGACCAGCAGCGCCUGAUCUUCGCUGGCAAGCAGCUGGAGGAUGGCCGCACCCUUGCUGACUACAACAUCCAGAAGGAGUCGACCCUCCACCUUGUGCUCAGGCUCAGGGGUGGAAUGCAGAUCUUUGUCAAGACCCUCACCGGCAAGACCAUCACUCUUGAGGUCGAGUCCUCAGACACGAUCGACAACGUGAAGGCCAAGAUCCAGGACAAGGAGGGCAUUCCCCCGGACCAGCAGCGCCUGAUCUUCGCUGGCAAGCAGCUCGAGGAUGGCCGCACCCUUGCUGAUUACAACAUCCAAAAGGAGUCCACUCUUCACCUGGUGCUCCGUCUGCGGGGUGGCAUGCAGAUUUUUGUGAAGACUCUCACUGGCAAGACUAUCACCCUUGAGGUAGAGUCCUCAGACACAAUCGACAAUGUGAAGGCGAAGAUCCAGGACAAGGAGGGCAUCCCCCCAGACCAGCAGCGUCUCAUCUUUGCUGGCAAGCAGCUGGAGGAUGGCCGCACCCUGGCGGACUACAACAUCCAGAAGGAGUCCACCCUCCACCUGGUGCUCCGCCUCCGGGGUGGCCAGUAAGUUCUGAGGGCCAUGGAGCUGCUGUCGUCCCUGGGUUCACAAGUCUGGCUUUUUCUCUGAUGGAGAUUGUCUGCGUGUCCUGUGGUCUGUGUCCUGUUCGAGUCACGGGUGUCUUUUGCCUGUCCGAGUCGUAUGUCGUCUGGCGGUGUUUCUGAACGUUUGCUGCUGUGCAGCAGCUUGGUUGAACCGUGAUGAAUAAAUAAGUGAACCCUGAACCUUGUGGCAAUCUGGUUGUUCAUGUUCUGGAUAUAUCUUUAUGUGAAUGUUUGUGUAGUGGAAA
Messenger RNA from Setaria italica (foxtail millet), 1570 nucleotides. RefSeq names its product polyubiquitin. The record is from RefSeq and is a predicted model, not a curated record. The transcript has 2 exons. Gene Ontology annotation, cellular component: cytoplasm; nucleus. Gene Ontology annotation, molecular function: ubiquitin protein ligase binding; protein tag activity. Gene Ontology annotation, biological process: protein ubiquitination; modification-dependent protein catabolic process. NCBI's taxonomy places the organism in Eukaryota, Viridiplantae, Streptophyta, Magnoliopsida, Poales, Poaceae. Bases 145 to 1290 code for a protein of 381 amino acids.